Messenger RNA from Cuscuta epithymum, 1801 nucleotides. Lineage: Eukaryota; Viridiplantae; Streptophyta; Magnoliopsida; Solanales; Convolvulaceae. The record is from the annotation of a GenBank genome assembly.
CUUCUGACCUUCCAUCUCCCACGGCCCCAAAGCCACCAAAAGCGGUCCUAAUCGCUACUUUACUUUCGAUCAUCAACAGAUCAAAAGUCAUCUCUCUCCCCCAACAAGCAAUCAUAUUCUCAAAUCUGCAAGUCAUUUCUUCUUCUCUAAUCUCUAAUUCUACUAUUUCAUUCCCUGUUUUCAAGUCUACAUUCUUCUAUUCACUCCAGAAAGUUCUAUUCCAUCAUCAUCUGAUCAACAGUAUAUUCUGUACGUGCCUUUCGGACCUAACUGAAUAUAAUUGCGUCCGGACGAGACACUGAAUUGAAGCUAGUUACCGUCACUAUACGAUCAAUUUUUUUUUUUCCAUUUUUGAAAAAAAUGCUGGAAACUGUGAAGUACCUCAUCGGCUCCGCCGGUGCAAGCGGCUUCGGCUCCAAAUCCACCGCCGAAGAAGUCACUGAACCGCGUCCCGAUCUUCGAUCACUCACCGUUAUUAUCACAGGUGCGACGUCGGGAAUCGGGGCGGAGACGGCGCGAGUACUGGCGAAGCGCGGAGCACGAUUGGUGCUGCCGGCUCGGAGCAUGAAAGCGGCGGAGGAGACAAAGUCUCGGAUUCUGUUAGAGUCGCCGGAGGCCGAAAUCGUCGUUAGGCAUCUCGAUCUCAGCUCUCUCGCUUCUGUUCGGAGUUUUGUUGCAGAGUUUGAAUCUCUCAAUUUGCCUCUCAAUAUACUUAUAAACAAUGCAGGCAAAUUUACCCACAAACAUGCCACUUCAGAGGACGGAAUCGAGAUGACAUUCGCCACGAAUUACUUGGGUCAUUUCCUCCUAACAAAACUACUGCUGAAAAAGAUGACCGACACCGCAAAACUCACCGGUAUUCAAGGCAGGAUCGUCAACGUCUCGUCCGGCAUCCACAGCUGGUUUUCCGGCGACCCAAUUCGUUACCUCAGCCUCAUCACAAAAGACAAAAGUAAAUACGAUGCGACGGGUGCAUAUGCGCUCUCGAAGCUUGCCAACGUUUUGCACACCAAGGAACUUUCCCAGAGACUGAAGCGAAUGGAGGCAAACGUGACGGUAAAUUGCGUUCACCCAGGAAUUGUAAGAACCAGGCUCACUCGAGAACGCGAAGGCAUCUUUACUGAGUUGAUCUUCUUUUUGACUUCUAAACUCUUGAAGACCACCCCGCAGGCUGCAGCUACGACAUGCUAUGUGGCAACUAAUCAGAGGCUGGCAAAUGUUACUGGCAAGUACUUUGCAGACUGCAACGAGGCCUCAACUUCAAAGAUGGGUUCCAAUCUAACCGAGGCUGCAAGGAUGUGGUUGGUUUCUGACAUUUUAGUUACUAAUAAAGAUCCAAACGCUGCCCUUUCAGAUCCAUUCCCAGGCGUAGACUGAAUUCAAAAACCCCAUACCUGUCAAUCACGUAUAUAAUUAAUUAAAUUAAAAAGUUGUAUAAGGAAUCUAUAUCACAUUUCAAACGUAGAACAUGGGAGCUUAUGUAACAAGGAAUAUACUGUAUAUUCCAAGGUAGUUAAUUAGCACAUAGUUAUGGAAAUGUAAUAGAGAGGUUUUAUCUUAUGAGUAUCAUAUGUAGCUUAGGAUUGUAAAUAAGUAGGUCUGGGUUGUCCGUGGGAAUUAGGGGUACUCAUCGAAUGAGUCGAGUUUGAAUUUAGUUUAUAUCGAGUCAUGCUUGGUAAAGACAUUUUGAAUUUGAGUUUGAGUUGAGUUUUAGUUGAGGUGAAAAGUAUAUAACGAACUUGGUUUUAGUUGAGUUCCAUUUGGGUUUGCGUUGUAAUCGAGUUUUAUCCUUACAAAUGAU